Messenger RNA from Penaeus indicus, 2440 nucleotides. RefSeq names its product dual specificity protein phosphatase 12-like. Gene Ontology annotation, cellular component: cytoplasm. Gene Ontology annotation, biological process: negative regulation of MAPK cascade; protein dephosphorylation. Gene Ontology annotation, molecular function: MAP kinase phosphatase activity; protein tyrosine/serine/threonine phosphatase activity. The record is from RefSeq and is a predicted model, not a curated record. The coding region runs from base 71 to 1411 and encodes 446 amino acids. Lineage: Eukaryota; Metazoa; Arthropoda; Malacostraca; Decapoda; Penaeidae. The transcript is spliced from 4 exons.
GACAACACAAAAGCCACACGUUCGCCCACCGUCGCCCACCCCCCUCACCACCCCCCCCACCGCCAGCAGGAUGGGGCGCCGCAGGAUCCAGCGCUGCACCACGCCAGAGCUCAAGGACGUCCUCCUCGAGUCGUCAGGAGGAAGGUGGUUCCGGCCAGUCAACGGCUACGAUGUGGUCUUCCCGGGAAUCCUUCUCGGGGACGCCGACACGGCCCUCUCGACCAACCUCCUGAAGGACAUCGGAGUGACCCACGUCCUCAACGCCGCCCAGGGCCACAACAACGAGGUCUACCGCGGCUACGUCAGCACCACCGCAAACUACUACAAGAAGAAGGGCAUCUUCUACCUGGGCAUCCCCGCCAUGGACAUGCCCGGCUUCUACCUCAAGCCGUACUUCAGGGAGGCCGCGGACUUCAUCCAGCUCGCGCUGCAGCAAGGAGGAAAGAUUCUGGUGCACUGCCAGUGUGGAAUCUCGCGGUCAGCCUCUCUCGUCGCCGGCUUCCUGAUGCUCCACCGUGGUAUGAAUGUCCAGACCGCUCUCGCCACCAUCAGCAAGAAGAGAAGCAUCUUCCCCAACCAGGGCUUCCUGAGUCAGCUGUGCGACCUGGACUACGAGCUGCGCCGUAGCGGAGAGAUCCCCGAGUCCGACCUGCCGGACCGCCGCGGGUCUCUGCCUUACCGCGAGACGUCGCCCUUCCGCAAUCCGUCGGCGUACCCUCGGUUUACGUUAGUGCCUUACAGGACCUUCGAGACGUAUUCCGACACCAAGACGUACGUGCCCCCGCGCAGGUCCUCCUCCGUCGACCGGUACGAGGCUCCCGCCAAGCCUUUCGCCCACAACCCGCUCGUGGAUUCCAAGACCUACGGCCGCACGAGGUCCUCCACGAGCCCCGUCCGCUACACGCGCAGCCCCUCCGUGUCCUACACGAAGUCCUUCAUCGACGAUGACGACGAGGAGCCCAUCAACACGAAGGUGUUUGAUACGUACAAGCGAUACGUCAGGUCAUCCACGACACCGCUGCCGUCCUCGGUCUACAGGGAGAGGCUGGCCCGUAUCCUGGACUACUACGUGCCGCCCAGGAACAUCCUCUACGACACUACGCCAACGCCGUAUUCCUACUCGAUUGAGACGUACUACCCCGACAGGACCUACCAGUACAUCAACAACCUCAAUAAGUACUACGACACCUAUAGGUACAUGCGGGAGCCGAGCCCCGUCAGAGCCUACUCGCCCGUGCCCGAGCGCCGCACCUACAACAUGGUGCCUCUCAGGGGCUACCACUCGGGUACGACCUACGUGUCAACCUAUCCUUAUACAGAGAAAUACUUCCCGACCAUCUGCAAGUAUCCAGCCACAGCGCGGGCUCUAAACACAGCCACGCUCUCCACCUUCGCGACUCUCAGGGCGUAAUACUCUAGGCCCUGGGACGCUAAUACUUAACAAUGCUAUUCAAUUAAUGUUCAUGUUUCAGCUUCAUUGUUUCAACAUUUGACGUCCUGUCGCGACGUUUGAUGUUCAGGCAUCAGCAUUUGGUCUUUUUAAGAGUCUACCCAAAUCUACCAUUACAUAGAUAUGUUCAUUGUCCUAGAGUAUACCGCGUAGGAUAUGAUUUAGAGUUCCCUAAAUAGUUUUCUGUGAGGAGACCGUGGUCUGCCAGAUGCUUGGAGCUGUGUGGGUGUUGCUGAUGUGAAUAACUUUAAAUGUGCAGUAUAGAAACUGUGUCAUAUUCAUGUGAUGUCGCAUUCAUCUUUUUAAAGCUACAGAACAACCGAUGUUCGUGUCUACUGCAUUACACAUUACUAAUACUCAUACCAAGCUGUGUCAUGUUUGUCACUAUCAAUGUAAAAAAAAUACCAGUCUAGUGUUUAGACAAUGUACAUAUCGACAGUGCGUUACUUGUAUAAUCAAUAGGUAAGGUCGAAGGUGUUGCUGCAAACCUAACUGAAUACCAUCUUGCCAAGCUGCGCCAUUCAAAGUGUCAAAAUAACUCAAAAUGAACUUACUUGUCGCUCAUUUUUGGCUCGCUGUGACGAGGACUCAGACGACUACGAUGAGGUCGUCUUAAAGGCUGGAAGAGGUGGUGGUGUCAGCGACUGUGAAGGUCACGUGACUGAUGGUACGACUGAGUUACAUAACUGAAACAUUUCUUUUAAUGCUUAUCAUUAGUGUUGUAAUAUUUUCCUCCGUUCUGGUUGGAAUGUUUAGUGCGGCCGGAGCGUUUAUGGUCUCGCGUGACCCGUUCUGACCCCGAUUAUGCAACUUCGCUGCCUUUGAAUUCGGCCACACAUGCACAGAUAGCCGCGUGAGACAAAGGUCGUAUAUAUAUUUUUUAAUUUGUAUAACUGGUCAAAAUAAUCAUCACAAUAUGCACUAUAUUUACAUACAUACAUACAUUCAUAUAUAAGUACACACAUAAAUACAUACAUACAUUAUACAUAC